GAGGCGCCACUGAUCCCGGAGCGGCGCCUCUUCCUCAUUAGCUUUUACUGCUGUGACGUCAUCAGCCUGUCGGCGAACAGACGGACGAACUAACGGAGGAACCGAGCGAGCCGCUACCGGAGCUACCGGGAGGCAGUACAGCUGACACCGAGCGAGUCCCCGGAGGAGCCGAACGGAGAGGAAACAGGAUCCGCCGCGAGAACCGAACCGAACCGAGCCGAGCGAUGCGCGCGCUGCUCACCGCCGCCCAGUAACGACAGAGUGAAAGCAGCGAUUUACCGACAGAGAGGAAGAGAGGGAGACUCAUCAUCAUCAUCAUUAUCAUCAUCAUCAUUAUCACCCAGCUGCGGAGGAUUCACCCGGUCCGUUUUCACCGCUAACCCGCCCCGUAGACCGAACCGGGAGGACCGGUGCUGUGAACGCGCACACGGCGCCUCCGUCCCCGGCCUGAGAGAGGGAGCAGCCCCGAGAGAGACGCGCAGAAACCCUGGAAAUACACCCCGAGAGGACCCCCAGCCCCUCAUCGUCACAGCGGUGCGUUUUCCUGCCUGGACCUCGGAACCGGUACCGAUACCAAGCUGUGUUCUCUAACCAUGGGAUGUACCCUGAGCGCAGAGGAGAGGGCGGCUCUGGACCGGAGCAAAGCCAUCGAGAAGAACCUGAAGGAGGACGGGAUCACCGCGGCCAAGGAUGUCAAGCUGCUGCUGCUCGGGGCCGGAGAGUCGGGGAAAAGCACCAUCGUCAAACAGAUGAAGAUCAUCCACGAGGAUGGGUUUUCCGGCGACGACGUGAAGCAGUACAAGCCUGUGGUUUACAGCAACACCAUCCAGUCUCUGGCUGCCAUCGUCCGUGCCAUGGACACGCUGGGCCUGGAGUACGGAGACAAAGAGCGCAAGGCGGAUGCUAAGAUGGUGUGCGACGUGGUGAGCCGUAUGGAGGACACGGAGCCGUACUCUGCUGAGCUGCUGGGGGCCAUGAUGCGCCUGUGGGCCGACUCGGGCAUCCAGGAGUGCUUCAGCCGCGCCCGGGAGUACCAGCUGAACGACUCCGCGCAGUACUACUUGGACAGCCUAGACCGGAUCGGUGCGGCUGACUACCAGCCGACAGAGCAGGACAUCCUGCGGACCCGGGUGAAGACCACGGGCAUCGUCGAGACGCACUUCACCUUCAAAAACCUUCACUUCAGGCUGUUUGACGUCGGGGGUCAGAGGUCGGAGCGGAAGAAGUGGAUCCACUGUUUCGAGGACGUGACGGCCAUUAUUUUCUGCGUGGCGCUGAGCGGGUACGACCAGGUGCUACAUGAGGACGAGACCACGAACCGCAUGCACGAGUCCCUGAAGCUCUUCGACUCCAUCUGCAACAACAAGUGGUUUAAGGACACCGCCAUCAUCCUCUUCCUCAACAAGAGCGACCUGUUUGAAAAAAAGAUCACCAAGUCGCCGCUGAUCAUCUGCUUCCCCGAAUACUCCGGUGCAGACACCUACCUGGAGGGGAUCGGCUACAUCAAGUCUGAGUACGAGAGCAGGAACAAGUCGCCCAAAAAGGAGGUGUACUCCCACGUCACCUGCGCUACUGACACCAACAACAUCCAGUUCGUCUUUGAUUCUGUCACUGAUGUCAUCAUAGCCAACAACCUGCGGGGCUGUGGCUUGUACUGAGGGGGCUGGAUGUUGGCAUUUACCUGGGCACUACCUGUGUAUGACUGGUGCGAAUGAUGUCAUCAUGUGGCGUCCUCCUUUAGGCUGAACACCUUAAAUUAAAGCUGUUGGUUGGUUGGUUGGGUGCUUGUUGGUUG
Molecule: messenger RNA, 1795 nt
Organism: Austrofundulus limnaeus
Lineage: Eukaryota; Metazoa; Chordata; Actinopteri; Cyprinodontiformes; Rivulidae
Product: guanine nucleotide-binding protein G(o) subunit alpha
Exons: 8
Coding region: 594-1658 (354 amino acids)
Biological process (GO): G protein-coupled dopamine receptor signaling pathway; adenylate cyclase-modulating G protein-coupled receptor signaling pathway
Cellular component (GO): cytoplasm; heterotrimeric G-protein complex
Molecular function (GO): GTP binding; G protein-coupled serotonin receptor binding; mu-type opioid receptor binding
Source: RefSeq, a predicted model, not a curated record